AUGGCGAAGGUUAUCGAUUACAUUUUCAGGAUGGUGUCCAUGUUGUUGAAGACGGAUCCAUCGCUAUAUGAGGGUGCAUUUCCAGCGUUCGAUAAACCAUCGGUGAUCGGAGAGAUGUGUAUUACUAAGCAGCGUGAUAUACUGCCGGGUAGAUGUCGGGCAAAAUAUCUUCACGAGAAAGCUGUCGGGCAGCGAUGUAAUUUUGACUUAAAUAUUGGUUAUCACCAGUUUGAAGGUAAAGAUGUUCUGCAUAAUGAAAAAUUGGACAUGUUGCUGAAAUGGAUACUUAUGCACAGCGAACCUGGAUCCUCUCUGGAUAAGGUUUGCCACAGGGCUGAUUUUAUUUGUUGGCGUGGUAUUUUGACGCGGAUUGCAUGUUCACCCUACGAAUGUCGAGAUGGUUGGCGAUUAGCUGCUGUUCGAUAUAAAUCUGUAAUUUUCAUUUGUGAGUUCCCGACCAACGAAAAAAUCCUACAGUUGAAGUCAAUGUCUGAUCGCGACAAACUGAUGACAUAUUGGGGAUUUAAGUUUGAACAGUACAUGACAAGUGACUCUUUAUCGAGUGAACCGAACAAUAAUGAACCGGUGACGAAUUUAGAGGAAUUUGAUGUGGUUGUUAAAGCAUGCUUAGGUGGACGAAGGGAAAGACUCCGUAUCCUGUAUUCUGGCGAGACCGACUGCAUUGAUGCUGAAGGUGAAUACGUGGAACUGAAGACGCAACGUAAAGAACUAACAAAUAAUUUUUGGAGUCAUAAGGCGAUGAAAUGGUGGGUCCAGUCCUUCCUGAUUGGUAUACAAAACAUAGUUGUCGGUCUUAGAGAUAAUAACGGCAUUGUGACUCACACGGAAUGUCUCAGAGUGCCACAACUGGCAAAAAAAGCUCAUCAGUGGUCCGCAAACGUUACUUUCAACUUCCUUCACGCAGUGUUGAGUCGUUUGAAGGAAUUAUUGGAAAACCAUCAUGAAAAAAUGCGGCAAGAAGUAAUUCCACAAAUUCAUGUAGAUGAAAAUCAAUGUCGGAGCUGCCACAGCAUGCUUUACGCGCUUUUAAUUAACUUGAAUGACAUACAGCAGUCGACCUAA
Loa loa (African eye worm) is the source of this 1083-nucleotide messenger RNA. RefSeq lists its product as hypothetical. The transcript is spliced from 7 exons. Gene Ontology annotation, biological process: nuclear-transcribed mRNA catabolic process; NAD-cap decapping. Bases 1 to 1083 code for a protein of 360 amino acids. The record is from RefSeq and is a predicted model, not a curated record. NCBI's taxonomy places the organism in Eukaryota, Metazoa, Nematoda, Chromadorea, Rhabditida, Onchocercidae. Gene Ontology annotation, molecular function: mRNA 5'-diphosphatase activity. Gene Ontology annotation, cellular component: nucleus; cytosol.